AUGUUCCCCCCACCUAUCGAUAUAGAUUGGUCUACUCUGGGCUUUAAAGUCCGAGAUGGCAAUGGCCACAUCGAAAUUCAAUUUUCUGAUUCGAAAUGGUCGGAACCCAAAGUUGUCGCCUCGCCUUUCCUUUCAAUUCAUGGAAUGGCACCAGGACUAAACUAUGGGCAACAAGUUUACGAAGGUCUCAAAGCCUUCCGGCAUCCGGAGAACUCCAAAAUCACUAUUUUCCGACCUGACCGUAACGCGAAACGCAUGCAGCACUCGGCAGAGGUGGUUUCCAUACCACCUGUGCCGGAAGACCUAUUUAUUGAGUGCGUGGGACGGGCAGUAGCCAUCAAUGCCGAGUGGGUACCGCCCCAUGAGUCCGGCGCAGCAAUGUACAUCCGGCCCAUGCUAUUCGGAUCCUCUGCGCAGCUAGGUCUGAGUCCACCCGAUGAGUAUACGCUUGCGGUGUUUGCGAUGCCGACUGGAGUGUAUCACGGGGCGAGUGCAGUUGAUGCCUUGAUUUUGGAGGAUUUCGAUCGUUGCGCACCAUUCGGGACGGGAAAUGCCAAAGUCGGUGGUAACUAUGCUCCUGUUUUGAAGCAUAGUGAUCGGGCCCGCGGGGAGGGCUUCGGUAUUACCCUUCAUUUGGAUAGCGCGACGCGCAGUGAGGUUGACGAGUUUUCGACGUCCGCGUUCAUUGGGGUGAGGCGUGAUGGUGAAAAGGUGACCGUUGUUCAGCCCGAUAGUCGCAAUGCGAUUGAUUCAGUUACGGCGGCCUCGGUUCUGGACAUUGCACGCUCUCUUGGGUACCAGGUAGAGAAGCGGCGGGUUGCCUAUGAUGAGCUGCGUGAGUUUAACGAGGUGAUUGCUGCCGGAACGGCGGCCGCGUUGGUCCCUGUUGGGAGCAUCACUAUGCGAUCGCGGGGGGAUAAGUUUGAGUACAACGUCGGAGCGCAGAAGGAGGGUGGAGAGAUUUACAAGAAGUUGCUAGAGACUCUUCGAGGGAUUCAGUCCGGGAGCGCCGAGGAUACUUUUGGGUGGAAUUACGAGGUUCCGGCGCUACCCAAGGGAUGGGAAGUGAAGGGACAUGAGGCUGAGCAGAACAGUGCCAAUUUCCCUUGA
This is a messenger RNA of Penicillium soppii, 1110 nucleotides long. RefSeq names its product branched-chain amino acid aminotransferase. The transcript has 2 exons. The record is from RefSeq and is a predicted model, not a curated record. The coding region runs from base 1 to 1110 and encodes 369 amino acids. Lineage: Eukaryota; Fungi; Ascomycota; Eurotiomycetes; Eurotiales; Aspergillaceae. Gene Ontology annotation, biological process: branched-chain amino acid metabolic process. Gene Ontology annotation, molecular function: branched-chain-amino-acid:2-oxoglutarate transaminase activity.